Molecule: messenger RNA, 577 nt
Organism: Alternaria rosae
Lineage: Eukaryota; Fungi; Ascomycota; Dothideomycetes; Pleosporales; Pleosporaceae
Exons: 3
Coding region: 234-446 (70 amino acids)
Biological process (GO): vacuole fusion, non-autophagic
Molecular function (GO): endopeptidase inhibitor activity
Source: RefSeq, a predicted model, not a curated record
GUCUCACAUGGCUCUGAGGGUGGGCAUAGUCUGGACAGCGCACGUCAUCGUCAGACGCCGCCUAUCCAAGGCUCUAGACUGCUUGUUGACAGGGUCCGAGGGAGAGAUAGCUGAGGUAUAUAAGCCACUGACACGCUUUGACCUUGCUGCAUCAACACCACAACACUACAACUUCCAAGUCUCACUAAACUGCCCCUCAACUAAACCAGCAAACUUCAUUACCAAGUCUCAAGAUGCCCGCCUUCAUGGUUACCCUCAAGGACUCCGCUCCCAAGGAGGAGCUCGACAAGGCAAAGCAGCACGUCACCGACCAGGGCGGCAAGAUCACCAACGAGUUCACCCUUAUCAAGGGCUUUAGCGCCGAAAUCCCCGACGACGUAGUCUCCACCCUCUCGUCCAACGAGCACGUCAACGUCGAGGCGGACUCCGAGGUCCGUACGCAAUAGAGCCACUACACGACCGCCGCUGAUGGUUUCACAAAGAUCAAGAUGUGAUGCAAUUGGCGGAAGCAUAGGACAGGAUGCAUGAGCAUAUGAUUUCAUGGGUAUAUAACGAUAAUCAACGGCUUUACCAACAA